Striga hermonthica is the source of this 1347-nucleotide messenger RNA. The record is from the annotation of a GenBank genome assembly. NCBI's taxonomy places the organism in Eukaryota, Viridiplantae, Streptophyta, Magnoliopsida, Lamiales, Orobanchaceae.
AUGGGAACUGGGGCCCACGACCCUAACGAACGGCCAAGGGCCGAACCCCCAGCAUCAACGGUCUCGAUUGGACAUCGUCAGAGUACAAUCGCCACACGUUUGUUUGUACAACCAACCUUGGGUGACUCUGACUCUCGCGAGAGCUCCAAAGCUUCGGAAGAGAGAGAAAGAGAUUGGACAAUGAACGGCGGAGAUUUGAACCAGCAACAGCAGCAGCAGCAACAGUUGCAGCAGCAGCAGCAAUGGGCGGCGAUGCAGCAGUAUCAGCACCAAUGGAUGGCGAUGCAGUACCCGGCGGUGGUGAUGCACCAGAACAUGAUGUACAACCAGCAUUACGUGCCGUACUACCCCCACCACCAGCAUCAAUUCCCUCAGCCCAGGCAGAUUCAGAGCUCGGGGGAGGAGAACAAGACCAUCUGGAUCGGAGAUCUCCUGCCAUGGAUGGAUGAAGCUUAUCUCAACUCUUGUUUUUCUCAAACUGGAGAGGUUGUCUCUGUUAAGAUAAUACGCAACAGGCACACCGGCCAGUCCGAGAGGUACGGAUUUAUCGAGUUCAGCUCUCACACGGCGGCAGAGACGGCCCUUCAAGGCUACAAUGGCACCACAAUGCCUAAUGCCGACCAACCUUUCCGCCUCAACUGGGCAGCUUUCAGUGGCGGUGGUGGCGACAGGCGUCCUGAGGCCGGUUCCGAUUCAUCCAUUUUCGUUGGGGAUUUAGCUGCCGAAGUCACGGAUGCGCUCUUGCUAGAUACCUUUGCCAGUAAGUAUCCAUCUGUGAGGGGUGCGAAGGUGGUGGUUGAUUCGGGCACGGGUCGCUCGAAAGGCUAUGGGUUUGUCAGGUUUGGUGACGAUAACGAGAAGAUGAGGGCACUGACUGAAAUGAACGGCGUGCUUUGUUCGAGUAGGCCUAUGAGGAUUAGUGUUGCCACUCCAAAGAAACCCUUGCUACAACAGCAGCAGUAUGGUUAUCAAGGUCAGCCAGAGAGUGAUUUAUCUAACACGACGAUAUUUGUGGGCGGACUUGACUCUGAUGUCUCUGAUGAAGAACUCAGAGGGUCUUUUAUUGCAUUUGGUGAAGUCAUAUCUGUUAAGAUACCAGCUGGAAAGGGAUGUGGUUUUGUACAAUUUGCAAACAGAAGCAGUGCAGAGGAAGCAAUUCAGAGAUUAAAUGGAUCAGUUAUUGGCAAACAGACUGUUCGCCUUUCUUGGGGUCGAAGCCUUGGCAACAAGCCGUGGAACGGGGCUCAGUAUGGGCGGCAAAAUUACAAUGGAUACGGAUAUGCUGGUGCAGCCUAUGGCGCAUCUUCAAACGGCAACAUCAACAACCACCAGCAACCAGUAAGCUAA